AUGGGUAUGCCGAAGGCGCUGACUGCAUGCAUACAUACAUACUUGCAUCAACUUCCUCAACGAGAAAGAAAAUUGGCAUCUCCAAAACUUUUCGAUUCGUAUCCUGCUUUCCCAAUUCAUGUUCCGAUUGCAGACGUGGAGAAGAUCUCUUUGGCCAAAUUGACGGCUGGAGACCCAACGGAGGUUUCGCGUAUGUUUAGCGCAUGCACGGAACUUGGAUUCUUAUUGCUCGAUUUGAAGAACGAUGAGGUGGGAAUGAGUUUGCAGAAAGAUGUUGAUGUCAUGUUGGGUCUUGCGAAGGAGGGUUUUGAUCUGCCUUACGAGGAGAAAACUGUGUACAAUCAAGUUCCUCCUCAAAAGCUUGUUGGUUACAAGGCAGCAGGUGUGAUGAAGACGGAAACGGGACAACCUGAUCAAUGCGAAUUCUUGAGUAUCAGUCGAGAUGAAAUGCUAGGCACCGAGCCCAUGGGCGAAAACCCACGAGUCAUCCACGAAAACCGCACCCACAUAAUCUCGUAUCUCAACCACAUAAACAGCAUCGCACAGCUUCUACUUGCGUCUAUCGACUCGUAG
Messenger RNA from Botrytis sinoallii, 573 nucleotides. RefSeq lists its product as uncharacterized. Bases 1 to 573 code for a protein of 190 amino acids. NCBI's taxonomy places the organism in Eukaryota, Fungi, Ascomycota, Leotiomycetes, Helotiales, Sclerotiniaceae. The record is from RefSeq and is a predicted model, not a curated record. The transcript has 4 exons.